GGGCCGGGUGCUGCGGGCAGAGGGUCUGUGUGUCCCGUGGGGUGAGGAGGCAGUUUGGGGCUGGGGCAGGCAUGGUGGGUUACGACCCCGAAGCCAAGUGCGUGUCCGCGGCGGAAGCGGCUGCAGCAGGAUCCGCGUCUGGCUUGGUCACUCGAGUCCUUGUCAGCCCCCUGGAUGUCCUCAAGAUCCGCUUUCAGCUCCAGAUCGAGCAGCUCUCUUCCAGAAACCCCACGGCCAAGUACCACGGCAUCCUGCAGGCUGUGCAGCGCAUCUUCCGGGAGGAGGGCUUGGCAGCCUUCUGGAAGGGCCAUGUGCCCGCUCAGUUCCUGUCCGUCGGCUUCGGAGCUGUUCAGUUCAUGGCGUUCGAGAGCCUGACAGAGCUGGUGCACAACGUCACCUCCUUCAACGCCCGGCACUCCUUCGUGCACCUGGUGUGCGGGGGCCUGGCUGCCUGCACGGCCACGGUCGCGGUCCAGCCCGUGGACACGCUGCGCACCCGCUUUGCUGCCCAGGGGGAGCCAAAGAUCUACCCCAACCUUCGCCAUGCAGUGGUGACAAUGUACCAGACAGAGGGGCCUCAGACUUUCUACAGAGGUUUGACCCCCACACUCGUUGCUAUCUUCCCAUAUGCUGGUCUCCAGUUCUUCUUCUACAACAUCCUGCAGCAGUUUUCCAAAUGGGUGAUUCCAGCUGAAGCAAAGAGUGCAGCCAGCAUUAAAGACCUUCUCUGUGGCAGCUGUGCUGGAGUUGUGAGCAAAAGCCUCACGUACCCUCUGGACGUGGUCAAAAAGCGACUGCAAGUGGGUGGCUUUGAGCACGCUCGGGCAGCCUUUGGGCAGGUACGGACAUAUGGGGGUUUCCUGGACUGCAUGAGGCAGAUCAUGCGAGAGGAAGGCCCAGGUGGGUUCUUCAAGGGCCUCUCUCCCAGCUUGCUGAAGGCUGCCUUCUCCUCUGGCCUCAUCUUCUUUUGGUAUGAACUGUUCUGUGGCCUCCUCUGUGCCCUGAAGAGCCCUGAGAGCACGGAGAGGAAGGAAGGCUGAAGGGGAUGUGUGUGGCUGCCUGCUGUUCUCCUCAGGAGGGGAGACUGAUGGUCCUGCUCUGUCAGGAGCAUGCUGGAAACCUCAGAGCUCCCAGAGCUCCCCCAGCCUGUGGGGACUCACCUCCUGGGGCCAAGCAGAAGGAGAAGGUGACUGCAGUUCUGCUGGAGACACUGAUCUGCUCAGCUGGAAGGCAUUCAACAGAGCACUUUUCUUCUGUCUCCUCUCAUAUCAGUGCACGUUUAGUGGGGAGAGGGGGAACCAGCAGACCACUCCCUAGCAAUGCCUGUGCUCUGGAAAGGCACCCAGUAAAGUGGGUGAAUCCCUGAGCUCGCCCUGGGUCCCAGACAGGGGAUUCUGGCCCAGCCUAGUGCUGCUUAACCAACCACCACUUCCUAGCACUGCAUCUGCACAGCUCUAUUCCCUUGCUCUGUGCCUGCUGUUUGCACCAGAUUCUUGUCUCGGUGUGGCACAGGUCUCUGUCCUGCUGCUGUGAAUCAGUUAAAGCCACAUUAGUGCACAGACCCUCAGUUUUCCUUUCCUUUGCUGCCAGCUGCUGCUUCUUGCUGGCUGAGCAUUCUCUGUCAUCUUAAACACAGCAUCUUCUCUGAUCAUGCUGGACCAGACUUGUUCUUCCUUUAACUCCAGUGAGCUUGACAGUAUGCUGAAUUCCCAUUUCUGUUCCUGGGUGUCCUUAGAGAUUUGCAGUGCCUCACUCACACUUUUUACAAGCAAACGUGCAUAUUAAGAGCCCCACUCUGAGGGGAUUCAACGCUCAAACCCAAUUUUUACUUCAGGGUUCUUUGCUUCAAAGCAGUGAGUAAAAAAUGCUAUAUAGAGUUAGGAAGUAAUUAUUCUAAAUUGGAAUAAUGAAGGGAAAGUCCUGUGGAAACUAGUAAUUUUUUAAUCAUUAUUUAUUUAAUAGCACCUUUGAAUGUGUCUAAGAAGUAUUUCUGUAGUGGCCUCAAAACAUUUCAGAACCUCAGUCCUGCACUGGUGCUAGCAGAUGAAAAUGUUUUGACAAGAUUUGCUGAAGUGAAAGGAAUGAAUAUCAAAUGGGAAUUGGUUGGCUGAGCGUGAUGUUUCAAAUGGGUGACUGAAUUAGAGAUGGAAAAGUGUUUUUCUGGAGUUUCAGAGAUUUUAUGAGUGGUUAAAAAAAACCAACAAAACAGUCUACCAGCAACUCUGAUUUACAUAAUGGUGGAAAAGAGGAAAAUUACUUUCUUCCUCCUUUUUUAUUCUGUGUUUUUUCAAGCCUAGCAGGGUGUGGCUGGACUGUGUGGAAGGCAGAAUUCCCAGCCCUGCCUACAAAAGCAUGUUAGUCAUCUGCAAGGAGUGGAUAAGGCAGAGCAUUGCAGUUAUUUGGAGGAUGGUUUGAUGGUUCUUAACACAGAGCUUUUCCCAGCUUUUUUGCAGUAUUCAGAGUGUUAAUCCCAAAUGGUCUGGCCAAAUUCCAGAGUGACCAAUUCCAUUCCAUUGACGCAACUUCUCCUGGCAAUUUUGAGCAUAUCAGCAUUGCUCACUGAGCUAUUGUGAGAGGCUGUUUUUAAAAAACAGCUGUUUCACUGGUGGCUGAGGUAUCUGGAAAAAUUCCUUGCAAGCCCAGGCUGAAUAACUUUGUGUCUGCUAUGUGUUUGAGGUCUUGGAGUACAAAGUGGCCUGCAGGUGACUGAGCUGCGUAAAAUUAAAUUCAUUGAGUAGUAUCAGUGUCAGGCAGGAGGCCAAUAUGUGAGUCUUAAAGAGGGAGAGAGAGCUGCAUAUACUCUAAAAAUGGCUUUUUUGUUUAGAGCAGAAAAUGCAGGAAAUGUGGAGUUUAUCCAAGUGUGUCAAUCCUAUUGGUAUUUUCCUGUGUUAUUUAGGAUCUUCUGAGAUUUCUCAAAAUCUUCUUAACAAUGUUUAGCCUUUGUUUAUUGUUCACCUGUUGUUCUUGGAAAGACAUCAUAAGGAGUAAUGAACUCACAGCCUCAUGACAGACAUCCUUCUGAGGGACACAAAUGUCUCUUUUCAAAUCAGACAAACAUGUUGGCUUUGUUACUGCCUUUUGUUGCUGGUGAGAUGAAUGCUGUCAUGGUUAGCAGGGACAGGGCAGAGCAGAAAAUGUUCGGUGCUGACCUAGGCUUCCUUAGGAAAUGGGGACUCAUCCAUCCUGUCUAAACAUUGCAAGACUUGUUUUCCAUUUGUUGUCAAAGAGCUGCUGUUAAACUGCACAAAAUGGGGAAACUGGGAACUCAGCAGCAGGAAAAGAACAGGAAGAUCUAUGCUCUGUUAAAAUGAUGUUCCUCGAGGGUGCUCUGGAGCUUGGGGUGAUGCUGGCAUGGGCAGCUGGGCUGCUCCAGAGAGAGGGCAGCACUGGAGAGUAUGGAGCAGCUUUUCCUCUCUGGGGUUGUUUUUUCUUCCACUCUGCAUUAACUGAGCUUGCUUCCACCCAACAGGUGGCAAAAUCAGAGUUUAAGUUGUGCCUGUCUGGCCUAGGCUAUGGAAGAGACACUCCCUGUUCAGAGGCCUUUUGGCUGUGAGUCACAAAUGUUACAGGCCAUAAAGGCAUCUGGCUUCCAGCGAGAAAGAUGUGACAACCUCAACAAUACCAGGAGCUGCAUCCAACAAUCACUUCUUCACCUCUGAUCAGCAGCAUCUGCCCCUCAUAGCUUUUUCAUGUGCACUUUGCUGGGGAAAGCACUGUAAGAUGAAUGUUGAUUUCUCUGUGGGAUUGAGGCUGAAUGAAGCGCUAGGAGAACAAGAUUUUUCUCAUGCUGUGCUGGCAAAACACAUGCUGUUAGGAGCUAAAUCUCUUAGAAUUAGAGGAGCAGGAGAUGGGAGAGAUCUGUGGUCACCUUGUUCUCCCAGGUGCUGGGACGGAUUUGCUCUUGGAAUCUGCAUGCUCCCAUUCAGCCUGAAGUGACUCAAUGUGGCAAAUGCCUUGCUGUGAGACUUGGCCGAUUUUGGCCAUUGGGAUUUCUUUCCAAGUUAAUCCUCUCACCAGGGAUUUGCAGUUCACCUCACAACCUGCUCAGCAGCUGCGUUUGUUUUCUUCUAGUGCCUUUUACCAUGAGAACAUCCAAAAGUUCCUUAGCAGACAGAGCAUUGGUGAGGAGUUGUGCUGUGGUUGUUUGCAGCUCCACCACAGCACUGAGCCAGCGUGGGAUGCACAGGAUCUGCUGCUUCCUGCAGUGCUGGCUGGCUUAGUGAGCUCCUAGGACAGUCCCACUCUCAGGAUGCUCAUGCAGAGCUGCACAGCAUCAUUUUUGACAGGAAAUGAAUGUUUUACAGUUGGACUGGAGUAGAUUAUAUUUAUUUGGAUUUAAGUUUCUCUUGUGAUGUAAAAACUGUAACUGUGGCAUUUUGCUGUGUUGCCUGAGUGGAUCUUUUUUGCAGGUGCUUUUUCCUUAAAGCAUCCCUGCACAACACACACAGCGUGUGCCUGCCUUUAAGACAAGGUACAUUAAAUAUUUUGUUAC
Ficedula albicollis (Collared flycatcher) is the source of this 4492-nucleotide messenger RNA. RefSeq names its product solute carrier family 25 member 19 (gene SLC25A19). NCBI's taxonomy places the organism in Eukaryota, Metazoa, Chordata, Aves, Passeriformes, Muscicapidae. The transcript is spliced from 7 exons. Bases 72 to 1040 code for a protein of 322 amino acids. The record is from RefSeq and is a predicted model, not a curated record. Gene Ontology annotation, biological process: thiamine pyrophosphate transmembrane transport. Gene Ontology annotation, molecular function: thiamine transmembrane transporter activity. Gene Ontology annotation, cellular component: mitochondrial inner membrane.